CUAGGCUAGUAGCAUUACUAGAAUCCACUAAUUAACAAUGCAGCUACGAAAACAUAUUAAUAGCUGUUUAUAAGUCCCGCCACUGUGACGUAUUUGAUGUAUUCAAGUCACUCAGUUGGUAAACAGGUUUUUGGCUGACUGACUUUUGCAUUUUAUUCACUGCAUUUUAUUCUGGUGGCAAUCUGAUAUCUGUAUGCAUAACAAUUAGGCUCUAUGAAAAAUUGAUUAUACAAAAAGCAUUGUUACUUGUUAUUAAAUGGCAACUGGAUAAUCUUUAUUAAGUUGUUUUAAAGGAUUUCACACUGUGUUAAUCUAAGCAUUUAAACAAUUUAAACACCAGUAAUUGACAUCACAAUGUAUAAACUAACAACAACUGUGGAUUUAUUGAUGGCCAUUACAAUGGGUUAAGUUUACCAAAGACAGACUACACAUAUGCUAAAAGUGGGAGCUACAGUCCAAGAUUUUUCGGUCGUAAAUACGUGAACCCCAACAUGUCUCGGUACCGGAUUCAUGGCCGCCGUCAGCCGGUGGGUGGGGAGGGUGGGGGCCAGCAUGUGGGUGGUGAGAUCUCCUCCGAGGAGGAUGAUGAGUUGCUGUACGGAGAGUACAUGGAGUAUAGUGACGAGGACAAGGACCUCGAUGACAGCCAGUCUGAUGUCUCUUAUGAACGAGUUCUGGUAGAUGGAAUGUCUCUGAGAUCAGGUAAAAGUCUUCAUUCAAUGCGUGAGAUUCUACAUGAACAUGACGCAAAACUGCAGCAGUCAGAAAUGAUAAACAGCACGACUCAAAACAUAUCAACCUCCUCCAGUUUAGUAACAUCUUUAUCAAGAGCAAUUCGCAGUGCUCAAAAGAACACUAACGAAAAUGCAAUCUCAAAAUCUACCAUCAAAAAAGGGUUUCCAUCAAAGGCUAACUCAAAACAUUAUUCUCAGUCAGAUAGAAAAGCUAAAGAUUUUGAUGGAGACGUGAAUGUGAAUAAAUAUAAUCAGACAACUAAUGUAAGACCUAGGCGUAAUUUAAAUACAGACUUCAGUAACUCAGCUGCUCUGGAGACUGUGAAUAACAGUGCCAGAAAUGUAAGGCGUGAAUCUGGUGCAAGCUACGAUGAGAUUGAUUCUGGAAAUUCAAGAUCAGGCUAUUCAGUUAGAACUGUGACAAAAACUGUGACUGAAGAGUAUAAUGAUCUGGACCAUGGUUUUCCAGAGAAAGGGUCCAUGGAAGCAUCAGAAAAACAAGCUAAUGCUAGACGUAAUAGUAAACAGGUUGUGAAAAACAACAUUAAAUUGUAUGGGUUGGAUUCAGAGGGUGAGUUUUCCGACUCUAGCACCAGUUACACACAUAGAUCUGGCUACAGCAAUGGCCGCUCAGGCAGUAGUAACAGUACCAGUUCAUCUUCAUCUUCAUCGACUGUCUCUAGCAUUAUUACAACUAUAACAGAAACCAUAUCAACAGUAACCAACCCAAUUGUAAAACCCCUGUGGAAGCAUGUUGGUCAGCCAGUAACAACCCAUGUGUGCAGGCCAAUUUUGCAAACAAUUACAACAGUUGUAACAGCAGUUAUCUCCCUUAUAUGGCUACUUUUGUGGGUACCAGUGACCUCACUUGUUAAGACUCUAGCUAGGGCACUGUCAUGGAUGUUCAGAGGAGAAUUGUUGAAUACUGCUCAGAAGGGUGCAGUAUGGAUGUGGGAACAACUGGAAUACAUUUCAUGGAAAUUCACAACCCUUGAUGUUUGGUUGUUCCAAAGGAGAAGGAGAUGCUGUGUAUGGCUACCUCUGUUGUUGUUGUUACCUGUACUACUGGCCAUUUUAACAGGAUUCAGAUUCUGGGAAGAUAGCUCCAUAUUUGUUGGGAUGUUUGGUGGACAGAAGCAAGCUCCUCAGGUUAUCAUCAAUGAGAAGCACGAGCACUACAGCCAGCUGAAUGAGGAUGUGAGAAACAUGAUCUUCCAGAUGCAGACCAGCUCUCGGUCACAACUGACCAUGGCAGAUGUGGAGGCCAUUGUGUAUCGCAUUCUCAAUAAGGAGUCCACACUGUUGAAGGCAGACAUAGAGGAUAGCAGGAUCAAAGAUCACGCCAGCCAGUGCCAGUGGAAGACUGAGCAGGAACAAAAAUUUGGGGACAUGAAACAGAAACAGGAUGAUCUCUUGCUUAACAUUCAGGCUCUUGAAGCAGCAAUAGCAGCGGAGAAAUCCCACCAGGCCUCCCUGGAAGGCACGCAGCAGUCUAAGUCUGCGGAGUUGCUGGCUGGUCUGGAGGCCAGGCUAGCGGCCCUACAGGGAGAGAUGACAGCUCAUGAGGAGAAGUAUGCAGCGCUGCUAGCUAUCAUCAACGACUGCUGUAAGAAUGAGACCUUCUACGCAGCCUUGGUGAAAGAUAAUGUAGACAUUGUGUUUGCACAGCUGAUGUCAGGUGAGCCCAGUGACAACCCAUCUCACACUGCCUUUACUGAGUGGCUGCAAGCUAAAUAUGUGAGUAAAGAGGCAGUGGAUGCCCGCUUGAAAGACCUAUCUGUCGAACUGACUGCCAGCAUGGUAGCCAUGAUAAAGGACUUGCAGGCUCAGAAACAGGCAGAAGCCUCUACUACUGCUAGUGUGCUUGUGGUGGACAGCCAUUCAGGGAUUGGUGAACAGGAAGUGCGUGUGUUGAUAGAGGAAGCCUUGCUGCGGUUCAGUGCUGACAAGACAGGCCAGGCAGACUUUGCUCUUGAAUCUGCAGGUGGCUCCAUAGUGAGCACACGCUGCUCGGAGACAUUCUACCGGAAGACCGCACUUGUCAGUGUGCUUGGUAUACCCCUCUGGUACACCUCCAACUCUCCUAGAACCAUCAUUCAGCCGGAGGUGUAUCCAGGUCAGUGCUGGGCGUUCCGGGGCAAGCAGGGCUACAUAGUGAUACAGACCUCUAUAUUGAUCAUACCGACCGGGUUCACCUUGGAGCACAUUCCAAAGUCCUUAGCCCCUAGCGGGAAAAUUGACAGUGCACCUAAAGAAUUCACUGUCCUUGGCCUAGAGAGUGAGCAUGAUGAACAUGGCCUUUCUUUGGGAAAUUUCACAUAUUCAGACAAUGGAAAGCCAAUUCAGUUUUUCCCAGUUCAGCUGAAGGAAGAAAUCUCACCAUUUGUGUUAUAUGAACUAAGAAUUCUUGGCAACCAUGGAAAUGAAGAAUAUACCUGCUUAUAUAGAUUUAGAAUUCAUGGCAAACCAUACAAGAAACAAUAAGAAAGUGAUAUUUAAAUGCUUGACUUUUACAUAAGUUAUAUACAUUUAAUGUUAUUUUUUAACAUUUAACAAAUGCUUGUUUGUUGAAAAUUAUUUACAAUUUAUCAGGUAUUUAAUAUUUAAAGCUUAUGAUUUUUUGAAUGUAUAAUAAAGUUAUACAGAAAAGUCAUUGUCAAAGGAGUAACAAUUAAUAGUGGUUACAAGAUGGCAAAUUCUUACCAACAUCAAAAUUGAAUUUAAAAAUAUUGAAUUAACUAAAAGAAUUACCUGUUAAUUAUUGUUGCUUUGGAGUUUCCUUAGUUUUGUUGGACCAAGUUGACUGGAGAGUAUGAACCCACUAGAAAUUGGAGCUGAUCAUCUUAGUACAAACAUAAUUUUUAGCUCGGCUGUUUUCGGAGAAAACUCGAGGUAUUGUUCUUUUUGGAGAAAACCCGAGGUAUUGUCAUAGCCAGCUCGUAGUGUCAGCCGUCCGUGUCAAGGUUUGUAAAGGUUUUGAACAUUGGCUCUAAAAUCAAAGUCCUUCCACCUACAACUUUGAAACUUCAUAUGUAGAUGCACCUUGAUGAGUUCUACACGCCACACCCAUUUUUGGGUCACUAGGUCAUAGGUCAAGGUCACUGUGACCUAUUAAAAAAAAUAUUCUGACAUGCUUUCGCAGCCGAGCGUGGCACCCGCUACGCGGUGCUCUUGUUAAAUGAAAAGACAACAUUCUAUAAUCUUCAGAACUCUAUUCCACCAUACAUCUUGGACGGUUUGGCAUUUUAAGGAGCAUCAAUCUAUGUUUGCAAUUUGUUUACAAAAACAAACCUUACCAUUUUGUGUGACUGUGACCCUUGGUUACAUUAUACCUUGUUUCUGCUCAGGUAAAUCCACUGCACAUUUUUACUUAUACCCAACAUGGUACUGGAAUGUAGAUUUCUUAAAUCAAUUGCUUUGGUACACAUCAAUGAGAAAAUAGUGCAGGCCAAAACGUCUAAAACGUUUAGGAUAUUAAAAGAAUAAUCAAAAGCAAUAAAUAAAGUAAUUGAAUUUGUUUGCUGGCAGGCUAAUAUUGUGAAGUUUGAUUUCAGUAAAAUGAGAAAUAAGCGUUAAUUUUCACUUUAAUGAAAAAAUAAUUCUCAGUGUUACUUAAAAACAAAACAAAUAUCCUAUAUAUUUAUUAUAAGAAAAUCUCAUACUGAUAGCAUUGUAUGGAGGAAUUAAAAUCAGAAAAAAAAAAUAAAAUGUGUGUCUAUCAAUAAUAUUUUAUAUACACUGGUGCACAAUAAAUUUACACUUUAAAAUUUGUCUAAAAAAAUCUUAGUGGUUGAUAUUGUUUAUUUUAUUCAAUUUUUGUGUUAAAUGAUCAUUAUAAUUGAAAGUUGUAAAUACAUGUUUAUCAGUUGUUUGUGCUUAUAUAAAACGCAUUUUGUUAAGUAUUUGUAGAUUCAUUAGUUAGGUGUUGUUAAAUGUUGUUAUUUAGUUAGAUUAUAUUUAUUUAUAUAUUAUUAGUUAUUUUAAAAUCAUGUCAAGUAGUUAUUGACUGAAUGCAAUUCAUGUCUUUAUAUACAAGUAUUUUCUUUUCUGUUGUUGUUGACACCAGAAAAAUCCAGUUCAUUUUAUUUACAUUUUUUUCUGAUGUAUAUAUUGCAGACCUCUGUGUUAGUCUUAUUUCUGCCAUGUGACCUACAUGUACUAUGGCAGUUGACACAGUUUGUUUUCUGUGGGUUAUAAAUCAGCAAGGUUAUACCUAGAGUGUCAAAUACAGAAAGACUGAUGCUUAGCAAGUAAAUCACAGUAUGAAGUAAUUAUGAUUUGGGAUGUGCUCUGUGAAAAAGGGGCUUAAUGCAUGUGCAUAAAGUGUCUGCCCAGAUUAGCCUGUGCAGUCCGGACAGGCUAAUCAGGGACAACACUUUCUGCCUAAACUUAAUUUUUGCUUAAAAGAGACUUUCCUGAAACGAAAAAUAUCAUAAAAGUGUUGUCCCUGAUAAACCUGUGCAGACUGCGCUGGAAAAUCUGGGACAACACUUAAGGCGAUGCAUUAAACACCGUUUUCACAGAGCAAGGCUCUUUUAAUAACACACAUGUAUACCCUGAAUACUGUUGUUAUCACAAUUGAACAUACGCUUGCAUAUUUUAAAAUCAAUAAACUUUUUUUAAUUAUUAUAAAUACAAAAAAUCAUUUUGUUUAUACAUAUUUUUAUUAUCCUCAAUGGAAUACUUCUGCCUGUCUAAGUAAUGAUUUAAUAUUAUAGCAUUGUUCACAUACAUUUUCUUUAUUGAUAUAUCAUAUACACGUAUACCAAAUUGCUUGAUUUUUUUCUUUUUUUGCAUAAAUAUUGUUUUCUUUUAUUUCUUGUUUUAUAUUUUGAUUUUAAAUUUUUGUUAGACUAAUUAGAACCAGUAAGUUGACAGAAUAUUUAAAACCUGUUAUUAAGUUUUUUGAACGACAUGUACAGUGCAAAACAAAUAAAAAGACGUAAAAAAAAUUGGGUAAAAAUUAAAAUUUAAGUUUCAUUUAUUGUUGUUAUGAACUUGAUGGCUUAUGCCUCUGGUCUACACAUAUUGGACGAAUCAAGCUAGUCUAUUUUUAAGUUUUACUAGACAUUUUUGGUUUUGUUGCAGUAUUAAUUUUAUUUACUUUUUGAUUUCUGAAUCAGAAAAGAUCCACCCCAAAGCUCUCAGAAAACAUUAAUGGGUACAAAUUUAUACACUUCGCAGGUGAUAAAAUCGUAAAAAAUGAGUUUGGUUGCAUUGUAAUUAUGUAUGCUUGCCCGAUCUUUUUGUAAAAAGGAUAAAUUAAAGAACCCAGAUUUGGAAGGGAAUCAAUGAUGUUUCAUUUAAUGAUAGAGGGCUUUUAGAGGCUGUGUUGUGUACAUUCACCAUAACUGCUUCUUUAUUAUUAAAGGAGUUCUUGCCUCUUUUGGUGCUUUUCUUAGUGGGAGACAAAUGCAAUAUUAUAAUGCACCAAUCAAAGAUUUGUUAUUCCUGGUUAAAGGCAAAGGAUAUAGGAUUGGCUUGUCCGUCCGUCAGUCUGUCAGAGUUAUUGCCCUUUUUAUGCUCCCCCAAAAUUUAUUUUUCGGGAGCAUAUAGUCGCCGCUUCGUCUGUCCGUCCGUGUGUCCGUCCGUGCACAAUUUUUGUCCGGGCUAUUUCUCAGCAACUAAUGACCGGAAUUCAAUGAAACUUUAUGGGAAGCUUCACUACCAAGAGGAGAUGUGCAUAUUAUCAGCGGGUUCUGGUCAGAUGAUUUUUCACAGAGUAAUGGCCCUUUGAAUUAUUUUUUAUUUUCCAUUAACUGUACAUAUAGUGCAAUUCUUGUCCAGGCUAUUUCUCAGCAACUAAUGACCAGAAUUCAAUGAAACUAUAUGGGAAGCUUCACUACCAAGAGGAGCUGUGCAUAUAAUCAGGGGGUUCUGGUAGGAUGAUUUUUAGCUCGCCUGAUUGCUCAGGUGAGCUUUUGUGACCGGUCUUUGUUCGUAGUAUGUCCGUCCGUCCGUCUGUUAUCAUUUGCUCGUAAACACUCUAGAGGCCACAUUUCUUGUCCCAUCUUCAUGAAACUUGGUCAGAAGCUUUGUCCCAAUGAAAUCUCGGCCGAGUUCGAAACUGGGUUGUGCCGGGUCAAAAACUAGGUCACUAGGUCAAAAAAAGAAAAACCUUGUAAACACUGUAGAAGUCACAUUUCAUGCCCAAUCUUCAUGUAACUUUGUCAAAAUGUUUGUCUUAAUGAUAUUUUGGUUGAGUUCAAAAGUGGUUUCGAUCCGUUGAAAAACAUGGCCGCCAGUGGGCGGGGCAGUUUUCCUUAUUUGGCUAUAGAGAAACCUUGUAAACACUCUAGAAGUCACAUUUUUUGCCCAAUCAUCAUGAAAGUUGGUAUAAACAUUGGUUCAAUUGAUGUCUCGAAUGAGUUCGAAAAUGGUCGAGAUUGGUGAAAAAACAUGGCCGCCAGUGGGCGGGGAAUUUGUCUCUAUAUGUAUAUAGUAGCAGUUUUCCCUAUUUGGCUAUAGAGAAACCUUGUAAACACUAGAAGUCACAUUGUUUGCCCAAUCACCAUGAAAAUUGGUCAAAACAUUGGUUUUAUUGAUAUCUCGGACGAGUUUGAAAAUGGUCGGGAUCGGUGAAAAAACAUGGCCGCCAGUGGGCGGGGCAUUUUUCUCUAUAUGUAUAUAGUGAAAACAUGCGAACACAGUAGAAGUCACAUUUUUGGCCCAAUUUUCUUGAAAUUUGCUCAGAACAUUUGUUUCCUUGAUACGAGAGUUGAGUUAAAAAAUAUGGUUCCGGUCAGUUAAAUAACAUGACUGCUGGGAGGGGGACAGUUUUCUCCUUAUGGCCCCCCCCCCCUUUCGAAGAAGAGGGGGUAUAUUGUUUUGUUCAUGUCGGUCCGUCCGUCCACCAGAUGGUUUCCAGAUGAUAACUUAAGAGCGCUUAUGCCAAGGAUCAUGAAACUUCAUAGGUACAUUGAUCAUGACUCGCAGAUGAUCCCUAUUGAUUUUCAGGUCACUAGGUCAAAGGUCAAGGUCAAGAUGACCCGAAAUAGUAAAAUGGUUUCCAGAUGAUAACUCAAGAACACUUAUGCCUAGGAUCAUGAAACGUCAUAGAUACAUUGAUAAUGACUCGCAGAUGACCCCUAUUGAUUUUCAGGUCACUAGGUCAAAGGUCACGGUGACCCAAAGCAGUAAAAUGGUUUCUGGAUGAUAACUCAAGAACGCUUAUGCCUAGGAUCAUGAAACUUCAUAGAUACAUUGAUCAUGACUCGCAGAUAACCCCUAUUGAUAUUCAGGUCACAAGGUCAAAGGUCAUUGUCAUGAUGACCCGAAAUAGUAAAAUGGUUUCCGGAUGAUAACUCAAGAAGGCUUAGGCCUAGGAUCAUGAAACUUCUUAGGAAGAUUGAUCAUAACUUGUAGAUGACCCCUAUUGAUUUUCAGGUCACUAGGUCAAAGGUCAAGGUCACGACCCGAAAUAGUAAAAUGGUUUCUGAAUGAUAACUCAAGAACGCUUAGGCCUAAGAUCAUGAAACUGUAUAGGUACAUUGAUCAUGACUCGUAGAUGACCCCUAUUGGUUUUCAGGGCACUAGGUCAAAGGUCAAGGUCACGGUGAUCCGAAAUAGUAAAAUGGUUUCCAGAUAAUAACUCAAGAACGCUUAUGCCUAGGAUCACGAAACUAAAUAGGUACAUUGAUCAUGACUCGAAGAUGACCCCUAUAGAUUUUCAGGUCACUAGGUCAAAGGUCAAGGUCACGGUGACCUGAAAUAGUAAAAUGGUUUUUGGAUAACUCUUGAACGCUUAUGCCUAGGAUCAUGAAACUUCAUAUGUACAAUGAUCAUGACUCGCAGAUGACCCCUAUUAAUUUUCUGGUCACUAGGUCAAAGGUCAAGUUCACGGUGACCUGAAAUAGUAAAAUGGUUUCUGGAUGAUAACUCAAGAACGCUUAUGCCUAGGUUCAUGAAACUUCAUAGGUAUAUUGAUCAUGACUCGCAGAUGAACCCUAUUGAUUAUCCGGUCACUAGGUCAAAGGUCAGGGUCACAGUGCCAAAAAAAACGUAUUCACACAAUGGCUUUCAAGGUCACGGUGACUCAACGUAGAAAAAUGGUUUCCGGAUGAUAACUCAAGAAUGCUUAAGCCUAGGACCAUGAAACUUCAUAGGUACAUUGAUCAUGACUGGCAGAUGAAAUAAAUAAUGAUGAAACUUGAAAAGUUCUUUAAAAAAUUCUUGUCUUCCCAACUACUGUGCCCUCAAGACAUUUCCUUUUAUCUGAAUAUAUAGUGCAAUAUUGUGACAAAAAAAAACUUUGGGGAGCAUCACCCGUCUCCGACGGUUUCUUGUUUUAUUUUUAAAUUUGAUGUCACUUUUCAGGGCUAAAUCUCAGAUACCAUGCAAGACUUCAACAUGAAGUUCAUGUGUGUAUUGAUAUUUAUAAGGAGAAAUGCCACGAGUAAGAACCAUAACCUUACAGUUUCAUAAAUAAGAGUUAUUGCCUUUAGUUGUUCCAGGGCUAUAUUUCAGGUACAAUACAGCAUUUCAACAUAGAAAUUUGAUGGGUGUGUAGAAAUCAAUUGGAAGAAGUACCAUGCACAAGCACCAUACACUUUCUUUAUUUCGAGUAAUUGCCCUUUGUUGUUUUUGUAUGAUGUAACUUUUCAAGGCUAUAUCUAAGAUAAGCUACAAGACAUCAACAUGAAACAUCGUGGGUGUAUAGAUAUCAAUGAGGAGAUUUGCAAUUGCCCUACACUUAAUUAUUUUUUUAUGAUUAUACCGUUAAUCAAGGGAUUUGCAACCAUUCAUAAACUAAAUUUUUGGGCUGGGGAUAUUAAUUCAAUCAAUUUUCUCGUUCUACAUGUAUCAAUCUCCUAUUUUCUUUGAUGUUUAUUAAACCUUGCAGGGAGGGGGUGUACUGGAGUCUCUAUGCUGUUGUUUUUCCUAAUCAGAAAUAAAACAAGUUAGUUUUUCUGCAAACGAUCUUAAGUUUUUGGACGGAACAACUUCCGCAUUUCUCUAGGGAUUGAUUUUAUAUAUUAUCAUCCCACAAUGAAAAUGUGCUUGAGAACUUUCAUUUCCAGUGAUCCAAACACUUCUGAGAUUUUUUAAAUAGUGGACAAAGCAGCGCUGGAGAAUAAGUAACAUUUGUACUCAUGCCCUUGUUUGACUUAAAUUAGGUGCUUGUAUUAGGGUAUUACACAUUUUUCUAAAAUGAAUGGAUUAUUAAAUUAUUAUGCAUGCUUAUAAACAUUUAGCGCUUAGUGCAGUACCAUAAGAUUAUUAUUCAUUUUUUGAUUGUGAUGAUUAGAAAAGGCAGCUUUCUUACAUGCACUUGUAGUAUAUGUGAUGAACACAUCUUUUCAAUAUAAUUUUCUGCUACAAAUAUUUUCUGUAAAUGUCCGAGUCACACUAUGUGCAUGUUUUUACAGCGGAAACAUGCAUUCAUUAUGUGCUAACGGUCCAAUUAUCAUAAUUUCAUUAUAACAAUGUUUACUUCAAUGUCAUGUUCAUAUAUUUAUGCCCCCCUUCGAAGAAAAGGGGGUAUAUUGCUUUGCUCAUGUCGGUAGGUCUGUCCGUCUGUCAGUCCGUCGGUCCGUCCACCAGGUGGUUUCCGGAUGAUAACUCAAGAACGCUUGGGCCUAGGAUCAUGAAACAUCAUAGGUACAUUGAUCAUGACUCGCAGAUGACCCCUAUUGAUUUUCAGGUCACUAGGUCAAAGGUCAAGGUCAAGAUGACCCAAAAUAGUAAAAUGGUUUACAGAUGAUAACUCAAGAACACUUAUGCCUAGGAUCAUGAAACUUCAUAGAUACAUUGAUCAUGACUCGCAGAUGACCCCUAUUGAUUUUCAGGUCACUAUAUCAAAGGUCAAGGUCACGGUGACCUGAAAUAGUAAAAUGGUUUCCGGAUGAUAACUCAAGAACGCCAAUGGCUACGGUCAUGAAACUUCAUAGGUACAUUGAUCAUGACUGGCAGAUGAUUCCUAUUGAUUUUCAGGUCACUAGGUCAAAGGUCAAGGUCACAGUGACAAAAAACUUAUCUACACAAUGACUGUCACUACAACGGGUUGCCCAUAUGGGGGGCAUGCAUGUUUUACAAACAGCCCUUGUUCUUUUAGAUGUUGUGUAGUAUCUGCUACAUCAGUUAUGGUCAGUGUAGCUAUUUUGACGCUAGUGUAUAAAUUGGCGCCAGUGUAUAAAUUGGCGUUGGCAAAUGGCAUCCUUUUUAUUAAGACACCGUAUACGAAUGCACAUAUUAUACUAGUAUAGCUUUAAAAACUAAAAUAAAAUACAAUUCCCUGCUCUUCGUUAUAUUACAAGAAAAUGUGUUUACUGCACUUUAUUGUUAGUAAUAAACACAUUUGCGUCUGA
Messenger RNA from Dreissena polymorpha, 11041 nucleotides. RefSeq names its product SUN domain-containing protein 1-like. Lineage: Eukaryota; Metazoa; Mollusca; Bivalvia; Myida; Dreissenidae. The record is from RefSeq and is a predicted model, not a curated record. The transcript has 17 exons. Gene Ontology annotation, biological process: nuclear envelope organization. Gene Ontology annotation, cellular component: meiotic nuclear membrane microtubule tethering complex; nuclear envelope. Bases 492 to 3218 code for a protein of 908 amino acids. Gene Ontology annotation, molecular function: protein-membrane adaptor activity.